AUGUCGGCUUCCCCUGAACAUGUUUUCAGGUAUUUCCACGCCAUCUACCUGGGCAUCCGGAGCCGGCGCAGUGGGGACCAUGACCGCUGGAGGUUCUACUGGAGGAUGGUGUACGAGUUCGCUGACGUCAGCAUGCUGCACCUCCUGGCCACCUUCCUGGAGAGCGCUCCUCAGCUGGUCCUGCAGCUCUGCAUCAUCAUCCAGACCCACAAACUGCAGGCCGUCCAAGGAAUGACAGCGGCUGCCUCCCUGGUGUCUCUGGCCUGGGCCUUGGCAUCCUAUCAGAAAGCCCUACGAGACUCCCGGGAUGAUAAGAAGCCAAUCAGCUACCUGGCCGUCAUCAUCCAGUUCUGCUGGCACUUCUUCACCAUUGCCGCCCGGGUCAUCACCUUCGCCCUGUUCGCCUCCGUGUUCCAGCUCUACUUUGGUAUCUUCAUCGUCCUCCACUGGUGCAUUAUGACCUUCUGGAUAGUCCACUGUGAGACCGAGUUCUGCAUCACCAAGUGGGAGGAGAUUGUCUUCGACAUGGUCGUGGGGAUCAUCUACAUCUUCAGUUGGUUUAAUGUGAAGGAGGGUCGUACUCGGUGUCGGCUCUUCAUCUACUACUUUGUGAUCCUGCUGGAGAACACUGCUCUGAGUGCCCUGUGGUACCUGUACCGCGUCCCUCAGAGCACCGAUGCCUUCGCCGUCCCCGCCCUCUGUGUCAUCUUCAGCAGCUUCCUCACCGGCAUUGUCUUCAUGCUGAUGUACUACGCCUUCUUUCACCCCAACGGGCCCCGAUUCGGACGCUCACCCAGCCUCGUGCUGGACGACCCCACGGCUGCCUUCAUGCUGCCCGCUGAGGGGGCCACCAACUCGUUGAGGUCCAACCGUGGUGUGCCUCUUAUCUCGGGGGACGGCACCAUUGGCAGGGACGGCAAAUACACAGAGAGGGACGGCUGCAUGCCCGUGUUUCAGGUGAGACCCACUGCCCCCUCCACGCCGUCCUCCCGUGUCCCACGCAUCGAUGAGACAGUCAUCAAAAUAGACCUGUGUCGGAACCGCUAUCCGGCCUGGGAGAGGCACGUAUUGGACAGGGGUAUACGCAAGGCCAUCCUGGCCAUCGACUGCUCCCCUACGCCGCCCAGACUCCAGUACAAAGAUGACACUACAGUUCAGGAGCGCCUGGAGUAUGAGACCACGUUGUAGCCCUACACUGCUGCCUGGAUGGAUGCUUGGAUGUUGGAUCCUUGGAAAUGCAAAACCGUAACAAAGGAUGACCAUCAACUUGGAUUUACAGCAGGACUGUGGCAAUAAUAAGUUAUUAGCUCUCUCUCACUCUAGAUACUAGCAUUGAACCAUGAUAUUGAUUGUCAUGGGCAAGCAUAGACACAAUUUAUUAGUUGAUGUGACGGAGGGAUAUAUUCAUGUUUUCUAAACAGAGUUCCUCUUUUUGGGUUUAUUUGGUUGAUGUUGUCAUUGUAUUUUAUUUUUUAUUUAUUUUACUUACGUCCGUCAGGGAAUCUCUUAUUUGAUAAAAGGCCAUUGCGCACACACACACACACACACACAUAAAAACAUUUAGCCCAAUAGUCUAUCAGAAUAAAAGCAGUGUUCUAAUGAAUGAUAUCAUUCCCUUUCAUAACAGAUCCUUAUGAAGGUUCAUAACAGGUUAUUAAUGGUUACCUACGAUAUCUCAUAUUUACAUUAAUUUCUAUUACCAACAUCUUAGACCUGCAAAUAUGUACUUUACAUUUAUAGGAUACAAGUAAUAUCCCCUGAUAUAGUGGACGUGUUCAUUAACAAAAAUAAGAAUAAAAAGGUCAGUUGAUGGUCCUGAUUCAUAUUUAGGAUGGUUCUAGUUAUUUCUAAUUUAAAGUAAACAGGUGACAAAGUAGAACACGCAUAGUCCGUGAUGUAAUUAGCGACAUGAGUAGGGCGUUGUGUCUGUCAUACUUUACAUGUGUACUGGCCCAUGACUUCUGAUCUGAUUUCAUCAGCCAUGUUGUCCUAGUGCCAAAAGGUCUGAAACUACUGGAUUUUGUGGCUGUGAAUGCCAGUAACUGGAUAUUAGUAGAUUCAGGCAGGGCAGAACUGCUAUUUACUUUGAAGAAGCUUAGUACUGUACCAGGUAAUCAUGCUGUUUAUAUGCUAAAUAAAACCGGAAUGUUUGUGUAUUGUGGAGAGACUGAAGGACAAACCUCAUCUUUGUUCUUGCCUGGAUAAAAGGCGGCAUGCCAAGAAAACCUUCCUGGCAGCUCCUAUUUACAGUCCAGCCUCGUCCAGCUGUGGUCUGGGCUGCCAUGCGUCCAUAUGGCUGAUAAGGAUCAGUCUGCUGGGCCACAUAGUGCUGUUCUGUACGGAGAGGAGGAGAGGAUAAGAGACAAACGAGCAACCACUUCAGCCAAACUACUCUCAUAACUGAAGCACCUGCAGGAUCUAAUGUCAUCAUAGAUGCCACAUUCUUUUUUUACGUUUUACCUAACUGAUGUAAAAGUGUAUUACCAUCCGUGUGUGUGGGAGGAAGUGUGUGUGUGUGUAUGCGUGCGCGCGCGCUCAUGCGUGCUUGUAAGAGAGGAAAAGCAUGGCGCAGGAUGGUAUGUGUAGAUGCUACAAUCAGUGGUCAGUUUGUCUGCAGCUAUAUAUUGUAGUGCAAUGAACUAGAGACAUGCACUUCAGCACUAUGGUGUGGAAGGCUGCUGUAGCCUAUACUCAACACAAGAUCAGUACCAAUUCUAGGGUGUAUACCACUAUCAUUGUAGCUGUCGAGAUCCAACAUCAAUGGUGUCAAGAUGGUCUUUUGAGCAGGAAACAACAAGUAUUUCACCUUUUAUGCUCUGACUUAAGCCCCAGGCACUAUGACUGUGGAUGUGAUAUCUAAAAAUAUCUUCAAAUAUCUUGCAAAGGUGUCUUCACAAAAAAGAAAGUGUGUAGCUUCUCUUUCAGUUCUAGGUCACAAGCGGUUCUUUUUUAUGUCUUGUUCGUUUGAACUAUGGAGAGAAGAGGGUGACAAGGAGGAGGGGAAAAAACAGGCACACAACUUCUGUGGAAUUAAUCAGAGCACAUUGAGGGAAGGAAACCAUGAUAUUCAAUGUGAGAGUGAGAAAGGGCCAUUGAUCAGUCCAGAAAGAUGUGCCUGUUGUUUUCGACUAGAGCUAGAUUUUAAAUCUCUACUGAAUGGCUCAGUUUUAUUUUUGUUGAAUUGUUUUUGUUGAAAUGUCUUAUUUGAAUUAUUCAUAUCCGUUCGAAUGUGGGAAAUUCUUGCUUUAAUUUGCUUUCACAUCAUUUGCCUUGUUGUUGCGACAUCACACAAAUUGUCUUAGUUAUGUCUGUUCCCUUCUGUUCUGUGGCAUGUUUUACUCAACUCCAUUAAAUAUUCAGAAGUGAAUGCCGCUACACAUUCAAGAAACUCUCUAAAAAGUUUUGGGGGCAAUACUUGCAGAAGCACUGGGUAAAAUCAUGUCCACAGCUCUUCUUCUAAGUGUGGAUGAGCAUAAAUGGUGCAACAUGUUUUAUUGCAACUUAUCUUUUCAGCUUCUCUCGUUAACCCAGGGCUGUCAUAUGGAUCCGGCCCGCGAGCCCCUUCAAUCCGGGCCUGUUUGAGUGUUUAUUUUAUUUUAUUAUUCAUAAAAAAAAUUAGAAUUAUUUUGGAGGAAAAACAAUCUCAAUCGACAUAGAAAUGGCAACAACAACAACAAAUAUGAAACUGUAGAAAUGAUAAUGGACUUACAUUUAUAGUCUCUUUAUGCUGCUCUACACCAAAUUCAACUCCAAGAAAACAGAGCUGUGGACAUGAUUUUACCCAGUGCUUCUGCAUGUAUUACCAAAAAUAACGUUUUUAGAGAGUCUCUUGAAUGUGUAGCGGCAUUCACUUCUGAAUAUUUAAUGGAGUUGAGUAAAACAUGCCACAGAUCAGCCACCGAAAAGCUAGACAGUCAGGAAGCAUAAAAAAUCCCAAAAGCGAUGGAUAGAGGGCAAUUUUCAGCAAACUUUGACGCCGAGGAAAUAUAACCAAUUUUAAGUGUGGCCCUCCAGACCUUGGUGAAGACUGAAUGCAGCCUGUGGGGCAAAAUGAGUGUAACACUCCUGCAUUAACCUGUCUGUGUUUUACGGUAAAGAAUUUAAAAAGCAGAUUUUUAUUUAUUUACAAUGAAGACAGAAACCAAACGACACAGGGGGAAAUCAAGAAAGCGCAGGCUUAGAAAUGAGCAAAUUAUCGUGAAUGGCACAACACUGGUGCUUUUGUUCUAUUUUAUCUUGGGAUCUCUUAUUUUGGUCUGCUAUUGAUGAGACACUUAAAGAGGUCAAAUGAAUUGCUCAUCAUUAACUAGUGAAUCAUUGAAGGUCACUUGGCCUGGUUCCAUCUCCUCAUCAAUAAAACAUGUAGUAAAUUAUUCUCUCAAUGUCACCUUGCACGUCUUUAGCUUGUGUUGCUUUCCUUUAGUCAAUCUGAUCCAUGUUAACAUGAGAUUUUAUCAUGUUUUGUUCAUAUCCCAUUAUUUGCUUUCAACUGCUAUUUUCAUUUUCAGUGGGAGUCCCAGUGUUUAUGAUUUAUUGGGGUCACGGCCACAAAUAGACAACGCGAGUCUUGUUUAUCAGAAUUGUGGUGUGUGUGACUGUGUCCUCAUACAGUGAUAUCCACAUAGGUUUCCACAGUAUUCAUGUACAUUGCAAAAAAUGUACAGAUACAACAACUGCUGUCAGUCCCAUCCAAAUGAACACCCGCUGGACCCAGUACACCACCUCUACAGUGGCUUGCGAAAGUAUUCAUCCCCCUUGGCAUUUUUCCUAUUUUGUCACCUUACAACCUGGAAUUAAAAUAGUUUUUUGGGACGAUUGUAUCAUUUGAUUUACACAACAUGCCUACCACUUUGACGAUGCAAAAUAUGUUUAUUGUGAAACAAACAAAUAAAACAGAAAACCCCCCCCCACCUUUUGCAGCAAUUACAGGUGCAAGUCUCUUGGGGUAUAUCUCUAUACAUUUGGCACAUCUAGCUACUGGGAUUGUUUUUUGCCCAUUCUUCUAAGAAAACUACUCCAGCUCCUUCAAGUUGGAUGUGUUCUGCUGGUGUACAGCAAUCUUUAAGUCAUACCACAGAUUCUCAAUUGGAUUGAGCCCUGGGCUUUGACUAGGCCAUUCCAAGACAGUUAAACGUUUCCCCUUAUACCACUCAAGUGUUGCUUUAGCAGUGUGCUUAGGGUCAUUGUCCUGCUGGAAGGUGAACCUCCUUCCCAGUCUCAAAUCUCUGGAAGACUGAAACAGGUUUCCCUGAAGAAUGUCCCUGUAUUUAGCGCCAUCCAUCAUUCCUCCAAUUCUGACAAGUUUCCCAGUCCCUACUGAUGAAAAACAUCCCACAGCAUGAUACUGCCACCACCAUGUUUCACUGUGGAGAUGGUGUUCUCAGAGUGAUGAGAGGUUUUGUGUUUGCGCCAGACAUUGUGUUUUCCUUGAUGGCCAAAAUGCUAAAUUUUAGUCUCAUCUGACCAGAGUAGCUUCUUCCAUAUGUUUGGGGAGUUUCCCACAUGCCUUUUGGCGAACACCAAGCAUGUUUGCUUAUUUGUUUCUUUAAGCAAUGUCUUUUUUUCUGGCCACUCUUCCGUAAAGCCCAGCUCUGUGGAGUGUACAGCUUAAAGUGGUCCCAUGGAUAAAUACUCCAAUCUCCACUGUGGAGCUUCGCAGCUCCUUCAGGGUUAUCUUUGGUCUUAGUUGCCUCUCUGAUUAAUGCCCUCCUUGCCUUGUAUGUGAGUUUUGGUGGGCGGUCCUCUCUUGGCAGGUUUGUUGUGGUGCCAUAUUCGUACCAUGUUUUAAUAAUGGAUUUAAUGGUGCUCAGUGGGAUGUUCAAAGAUUCAGAUAUUUUUUUCUAACCCAACCCUGAUCUGUACUUAUCCACAACUUUGUCCCUGACCUGUUAGGAGAGCUCUUUGGUCUUCAUGGUGCCCCUUGCUUAGUGGCGGUGCAGACUCUGAGGCCUUUCAGAACAGUUGUGUGUAUAUAUACUGAGAUCAUGUGACACUUAGAUUGCACACAGGUGGACUUUAUUUAUCUAAUUAUGUGAGCAAAGGGGGUGAAUAUAUACGCACACACCACUUUUCUGUUUUUUUUUUAUAUUUUAUAAUUUUUUUAAACAAGUAAUUUUUUUUAAAUUUCACUUCACCAAUUUGGACUAUUUUGUGUAUGUCCAUUACAUGAAAUCCAAAUAAAAUUCCAUUUCAAUUACAGGUUGUAAUAUAACAAAAUAGGAAAAAUGCCACGGGGGCUGAAUACACUGGCACUGUAAAAAUAGGAGACUUGUGCAAGACUUACAAUCAAUGUUCUACGAUUUCUAUCUUUAGAAAAAAGUAGUGUUGAGCUUAGGGUCAAAUAUGAAUAUGUGUCAGUCACUUUUAUAGGGCAGAGGGUCAGGAAAGGUCAAAAGAGUCAUUAUUAGUACAUCAAAAAUACAUUCCCUGUUGUCACAACGGAGUGGGAAAAUCUCCUUUGGUCUUGUGGGUGAUAAUGAUGAAAUGAUUAUUACACCUUCUGUAAAACCCAUCUAUACAGAUACACUUUUCAGGAAGGCAUAUUAUUCUUUCAUAAAAAUAAAUAAAUAAAUGUUUUAGCACAUCCAGGGAUUAAUCUCAGACUACCAUUGUUCAUCAUCAUCUCUGAAAAAGUGUGUAAAUUGUACAUAUACCUACCUCAACUUGGUUUCUGAACAGAAUACCCUCCUCUGACGUCAUUGAUACAUGAUACUGUACUGAUCUUCUUACCAAGAGCAUACAUCCAAAUGUGAAACAAAUGAUAAGGCGUUCAGUGUUUUGAUGGUGGAUGGUAUUCUGUUUACCACUGUAAGUGCAUCAGCAAGCAGACUGAGACAACAGGAAAAUGCACUUGUCAACAAACCCGCUUCAUUGUUUAAGAGGAAUUCAUGGUUGUGACUAUUUCAGCUGCUUAGGCCUAUAUCUGUUUCGUUUGCCUUAAGAAAAUAUUUCUAAGCUUUUGUUUAAUUUCUUUCAAUCUCAUAAGGAUUUGUUUUUGUCCUCUGGUUUUGUGGUUAUGAUGAUCAAAGUGGUGUGAGGUCUCUAGGUUAAUCAAAGUUCUCUGUUCACGACCUAAUAGCAAUGUGUUUCUAUACAGUUACUGUGCUUAUACUAUUAUAUAAUUAUCCACAAUGCAAGAUAGACCUAUUAAACUCACAGUUUAAAUGAGAACCCUUGACCCAGGAAAUGGAAUUGUCCUUCUUGUAGUCGGUCAUACUGAAGACUUUUAACAAAAGGAGCUACUAAUAUUAUGUAUUGAUUUGGAUCCAUUAUUGGGGGUUGAGUUUUGUGCUGAGGUAUUCAUCAACAUUAGAUACUAGUAAUGUAGACAAAUAGCAGUGAUGUAUUGUAUCAUACUAUUCCAGCCCUACUGUAGCCAAUAUAACAUUAGUACAAGCACAGUAACAAAUGAACAUAGGAAUGUCAUUCCAUUUUGUUAACUUCUAACGCAUAGUGUACAGAUGUCCUUAGUGUCUCAGUUGCAAAUGGAAGAUCACAAUAGUAAUUGAAAAACAAAACUAUAUAACUGUAAAUAAAUGUAUGCAAAUGUACAUGUUAAAAGAACAUUCCUCUCAGAGUCCUGAUUGUGAAGGGUGUCUGUUGACUGGAGGUCGCCGCCACAAGACGGCAGUUACAUAUGAUGUAAUACAGAUUAAAAUAGUGUGGUGUAUGUGAUGUAUUAAAUGACAAAAAUGCAAAAAAACUAAAAAACUGUUAAUUAUUGGUAUUUUAAGUAAGUUGCAUUGUGUAAUGAAAGUCUGAAGUGCUUGAACUGCAUUCAAUCAGAAUUAAACUAAUGUUAUUAUAAAUUGAACAGUAAAAACAGACCAUGACAUUUUUGUAUAUAUUGAAUUUUUGUAUAUUUUUAUUUGAUUCUAAUGCAACACAAAGUACCAAAAUUAAUUUAAUAAAGUACACUGUGGCCAUUU
Oncorhynchus masou masou (cherry salmon) is the source of this 7928-nucleotide messenger RNA. RefSeq names its product XK-related protein 4-like. Gene Ontology annotation, biological process: engulfment of apoptotic cell; phosphatidylserine exposure on apoptotic cell surface; apoptotic process involved in development. The transcript is spliced from 3 exons. Lineage: Eukaryota; Metazoa; Chordata; Actinopteri; Salmoniformes; Salmonidae. The coding region runs from base 1 to 1188 and encodes 395 amino acids. The record is from RefSeq and is a predicted model, not a curated record. Gene Ontology annotation, cellular component: plasma membrane.